GACCCAGGGCCCGAUGCUCUCCCCAGCGACCUCUGGAGUGGGGGUGGAGGAGGGAGCCUGAGCCUCUUGCCUGCCUCCCCACGCCCAUUUGGCCUCAACCGCCUGCCAUCUUCCCUUCCUUCUUUCCUGUCUUCCUUCUUUUGGUCUUUGUCCUCCUUGGGUCUCUGCUCCUCACCCAAGGUUCAGUGUAGACACUGGUGGCCGCCGGUAAAGGGGAGCCGGAUGUACCAACGUGCCCCCCAGAAGGCGGUAGUUUAGCUACAGUGAAGUCAACCACCUUGAUUGGGCUAGGGGGUGGGGGGUGAGUAAGGGAGUCUGGGUGAGUGGAUUGGUGGAGAUCACCUGGCCCUAACCCCAGUGUAGUCCCUGGAGCCUCAGCACCUUUUGCCCCCCUUUAGCACUGAGGGGGAUCAGAGGCAAGGGCCACUGUCUCUGGGUCAAGCUGGCGCAGUGAGUCUUGGUUGAGAGAUUUAACAGGGCUGGCUUCUCAGCCUUCUGAAAUUGAACCUCUUUGGGUUCUGAUAAACACCCAUGUGCAAAUCACAUGCAAAUCAGCUUUGCAAAUUCUUAGCCAAUAGCUUGUGCCCAUCUUAUUCAGGGCAUGGUAACUCUUGCAAAGGAAAGAGGCAGCAUCUCAGCGCCAGCAGCUCCUCCAUAUCACUCUCAAUCACUCCAUUUUACCAGUUACGGAAACAAGCUCAGAGAGGUGCAGUGACUUGCCCGUGGUAACACAGCACUACAACUUCUAGGACGUAGAAUGCAAUAACCCUUGAAGUGCCUUUCAACCCAGAGAUGUAGGUUCUAACAUCAUUAUUCAGUGCAAGCAAUUUAUACCCUUUAAAGUAUGCCCCAGUCCUCCUCCUUUGGAAAAGGCAGCCUGUGUCCAGAACCAGCUUGAGGUGACUACGCAGGGUGAGCCAGCUUUCCAAGCCUCACCAUCAUCUUGCUCAGAUGGAAGUAAUCAUCUCCAUCCUGCUUCCCCAAAAUGCCAUGAAGCUGAAAGACUUGGAAAACUUCAAUCAGCAAAUAUGGAGAUGCGCUGGCAGCUGAGCGAGCAGCUGCGCUGCCUGGAGCUGCAGGGUGAGCUGCGGCGGGAGCUGCUGCAGGAACUGGCAGAGUUCAUGCGGCGCCGCGCUGAGGUGGAGCUGGAGUACUCCCGGGGCCUGGAAAAGCUGGUCGAGCGCUUCUCCAGCCGUGGAGGCCGCCUGGGUAGCAGCCGGGAGCACCAAAGCUUCCGGAAGGAGCCGUCACUCCUGUCGCCCUUGCACUGCUGGGCAGUGCUGCUGCAGCAUACGCGGCAGCAGAGCCGGGAGAGCGCGGCCCUGAGCGAGGUGCUGGCCGGGCCCCUGGCCCAGCGCCUGAGUCACAUUGCGGAGGACGUGGGGCGCCUGGUCAAGAAGAGCAGGGAUCUGGAGCAGCAGCUGCAGGACGAGCUCCUGGAGGUGGUCUCAGAGCUCCAGACGGCCAAGAAGACGUACCAGGCAUAUCACAUGGAGAGCGUGAAUGCUGAGGCCAAGCUCCGGGAGGCCGAGCGGCAGGAGGAGAAGCGGGCAGGCCGGAGUGUCCCCACCACCACUGCUGCUGCCACUGAGGCAGGGCCCCUCCGCAAGAGCUCCCUCAGGAAGGGAGGGCGGCUGGUGGAGAAGCGGCAGGCCAAGUUCAUGGAGCACAAACUCAAGUGCACAAAGGCGCGCAACGAGUACCUGCUUAGCCUGGCCAGCGUCAACGCCGCUGUCAGUAACUACUACCUGCAUGACGUCUUGGACCUCAUGGAUUGCUGCGACACAGGGUUCCACCUGGCCCUGGGGCAGGUGCUCCGAAGCUACAUGGCUGCUGAGAGCCGCACCCAAGCCUCCCAAGUGCAGGGCCUGGGCAGCCUGGAAGAAGCCGUGGAGGCCCUGGAUCCUUCAGGGGACAAGGCCAAGGUUCUCGAGGUGCAUGCUACCAUCUUCUGUCCCCCGCUGCGCUUUGACUACCACCCCCAUGAUGGGGAUGAGGUGGCUGAGAUCUGCGUUGAAAUGGAGCUGCAGGACGAGAUUCUGCCCAGAGCCCAGAACAUCCAGAGCCGCCUGGACCGACAGACCAUCGAGACGGAGGAGGUGAACAAGACACUGAAGGCGACACUGCAGGCCCUGCUGGAGGUGGUGGCCUCGGAUGACGGGGAUGUGCUCGACUCCUUCCAGACCAGCCCCUCCACCGAGUCCCUCAAGUCCACCAGCUCAGACCCAGGCAGCCGGCAGGCAGGCCGGAGGCGUGGCCAGCAGCAGGAGACCGAAACCUUCUACCUCACGAAGCUCCAGGAGUAUCUGAGUGGACGGAGCAUCCUCGCCAAGUUGCAGGCCAAGCACGAGAAGCUGCAGGAGGCCCUUCAGCGAGGUGACAAGGAGGAGCGGGAGAUGUCUUGGACCCAGUACACACAGAGAAAAUUCCAGAAGAGCCGCCACCCCUGCCCCAGCUCCCAGUAUAACCAGAGACUCUUUGGGGGAGACAUGGAGAAGUUUAUCCAGUGCUCAGGCCAGCCUGUGCCCCUGGUGGUGGAGAGCUGCAUUCGCUUCAUUAACCUCAACGGCCUGCAGCACGAAGGCAUCUUCCGGGUGUCGGGUGCCCAGCUCCGGGUCUCAGAGAUCCGUGAUGCCUUCGAGAGAGGUGGGGACGGGCAGGGCGGGCAGGGCUGGGGGCUCGGGCAGACGUUACCAGCUUCCUCCCCCCACUGCACCACUCGCCUGUCUGCAGGGGAGGACCCACUGGUGGAGGGCUGCACUGCCCACGAUCUGGACUCGGUGGCCGGGGUGCUGAAGCUCUACUUCCGGAGCCUGGAGCCCCCACUCUUCCCCCCAGACCUGUUCAGCGAGCUGCUGGCUUCUUCGGAGCUGGAGGCCACGGCAGAGAGGGUGGAGCACGUGAGCCGCCUGCUAUGGCGGCUGCCCGCGCCAGUGCUGGUGGUUCUGCGCUACCUCUUCAACUUCCUCAACCACCUGGCCCAGUACAGCGAUGAGAACAUGAUGGACCCCUACAACCUGGCCGUGUGCUUUGGGCCCACGCUGCUACCGGUGCCCGCUGGGCAGGACCCGGUGGCGCUGCAGGGCCGGGUGAACCAGCUGGUGCAGACGCUCAUACUGCAGCCAGAUCGGGUCUUCCCGCCCCUGACCUCACUGCCUGGCCCCGUCUACGAGAAGUGCAUGGCACCGCCUUCCGCCAGCUGCCUGGGGGAUGCCCAGCUGGAGAGCCUGGGGGCGGACAACGAGCCGGAGCUGGAAGCUGAGAUGCUUGCCCAGGAGGAUGACCUGGAGGGGGUUGUGGAGGCUGUGGCCUGCUUUGCCUACACGGGCCGAACGGCCCAGGAGCUGAGCUUCCGGCGGGGGGACGUACUGCGGCUGCACGAGAGGGCCUCGAGCGACUGGUGGCGGGGGGAGCACAAUGGUGUGCGGGGCCUCAUCCCCCACAAGUAUAUCACACUGCCUGAGGGGGCAGAGAAGCAGGUGGUGGGCGCAGGGCCGCAGACUGCAGGGGAGUCUGGGAGCAGUCCUGAGGGCCUCCUGGCAUCAGAGCUGGUUCACCGGCCAGAGCCAUGCAUCUCACCCGAGGCCGUGGGACUCUCUGGACAUAGACGACGCUGCUUGGUCCCAGCCUCCCCGGAGCAACACGUGGAGGUGGAUAAGGCCGUGGCACAGAACAUGGACUCUGUGUUUAAGGAGCUCUUGGGAAAGACCUCUGUCCGCCAGGGCCUCGGGCCAGCAUCUGCCACCUCUCCCAGCCCUGGGCCCCGAAGCCCAAAGGCACCGGCCGGCAGCCGCCUGGGCAAAAACAAAGGCUUCUCCCGGGGCCCUGGGGCCCCAGCCUCACCCUCAGCAUCCCACCCCCAGGGCCUGGACACAACCCCCAAGCCACACUGAGGUGCUGCUGCUGGAGCUGUGUGCCCCAGGCGGCUACCCCCUGGACCGGCCACUCUCCCCAGCCCUCUUGCUUCUCUCCAACCCUGUCCAGCAAGUUCAGGGUGCCUGCACUUCACCCUGUGCAGAGGUGGGAUGGGGCCGCACAUGCAGGGAUGCCCACUCCACAGCCUGCCUGCCUCUCAGCCCUGGCCCAGACCCCUUUUGGAGGCUGGGGAAAGCCCUCUUCUGCGACUUUGUGGAGGGCUGGUCAGUGGCUGCUGGGUGGCAGGUGCCCUUGCUCAGAUGCCUGGCAGGGCUGGGUGGUGAUUCAUAAAGACCUCGUGUUGAUUCCCU
Molecule: messenger RNA, 4226 nt
Organism: Macaca mulatta (Rhesus monkey)
Lineage: Eukaryota; Metazoa; Chordata; Mammalia; Primates; Cercopithecidae
Source: RefSeq, a predicted model, not a curated record